Ostrea edulis (European flat oyster) is the source of this 3307-nucleotide messenger RNA. RefSeq names its product luc7-like protein 3. The transcript has 10 exons. Gene Ontology annotation, biological process: mRNA splice site recognition. Bases 42 to 1403 code for a protein of 453 amino acids. Gene Ontology annotation, cellular component: U2-type prespliceosome; U1 snRNP. The record is from RefSeq and is a predicted model, not a curated record. NCBI's taxonomy places the organism in Eukaryota, Metazoa, Mollusca, Bivalvia, Ostreida, Ostreidae. Gene Ontology annotation, molecular function: mRNA binding.
GUUAUUCACUUCCAUGCAUCAGGCGACUCUUACCAAACGAAAUGGCCUCGCAUGCGUUAGCACAAAUGCUCGAUGAGCUGAUGGGUCGCGACAGGAACCUAGCUCCAACAGAAAAGCGCGACCAAGUUCAUUGGAACGACCCCGAAGUAUGCAAGCAUUUCCUUGUUGAAUUUUGUCCACAUGAACUUUUCACCAACACAAGAGCAGACUUGGGUCCGUGUACGAAGCUGCAUGAUGAAGCGUUUAGAAAAGAGUACAAUAAAAGUUCCAAGUCGGGUAAGAUGGGAUAUGAAGAUGACUUUCUGCGUUUCUUGCAAGGUUUAAUAUCCGAUGUAGAAAAGAGAAUUCGUAGAGGACAUCAGAGACUGGCCUUGAAUAAUUCCCAAGGGAGUCUGAGUAGCAAUUUAAAUUCUUUGAAAGAUGACAAAAUAAAGAUGCUGACGGAAAGGAUUGCUGAUCUUGUACAACAGGCUGAAGAAUUGGGAUGUGAAGGAAAAGUGGAAGAAGCUCAGGGCAUGAUGAAGCUUUGCGAUCAGCUGGAAGAAGAGAGAAGAGAAUUGGAGAGUAGCAAGCUUUCACAACAAUCCAAUGAGCCUGAGAAGACGAUGGAAGUGUGUCAGGUCUGUGGGGCCCUGCUGGUGGUGGGAGAUGUGCAGCAGAGGAUCGACGAACACUUAAUGGGGAAGCAGCAUGCUGGGUAUGCCCGGAUCAGGGCUUAUGUGGAGGACUGGAAACAGAAAAAGAAUCAAACAGAUGAAGAAAGAGAGGCUAGGUUGAAAAAGGAAAGAGAAGAAAGGGAGAAAGAAAGGGAAAAGGAAAGAGAAGAAAGGCGACAAAGAGAGAAGGAAAGGGAAAAGGAAAGAGAGGAACGGGAAAAAGAAAGGGAAGAACGGGAAAAGAGGAGACGUGAGGAAAGGGAAAAGGAAAGGGAGCGGGAAAAGGAUCGCUCCAAACGUCGAAGGUCCAGGAGUAGAGACAGACAUCGGAGGUCAAGAAGCCGUGGUCGAAGAUCUCGAAGCAAAUCACGGGACCGUCACCGUUCCCAUCGUAGAAGGUCUAGAUCCUCUUCCCGAUCUCGAACAAGAGAUCGUGACUCAAGACGUCGAAGCAGGAGUAAAGAAAGGAGUAAGGAUAAAAGAUCUCGAAGCAGGGAUAGACGUUCUCGGAGUAAGAGGUCCAGAAGUCGUGAUAGGUCUAGCGACAGAAAAUCCAGUGAUAAAAGAGAGAGGUCGUCUGACAGAAAAUCAAAGGAAAAAGAAAGUGAAAGUAGAAAUGAAGACAAAAACAAAGGAAAUGAUAGAGACAAAGCUUUGCCUGAAGCAAAUGAAGAGACUGAGGGUUUAAGUGAAAAUGCCAAUAAAGAGAAUGAUGCAACCAAUGACAUGGAGGUCCAGAGCAACUAGAAAUUGAGGUGACAAAAUCUGUGUCAUUUGACACCUGAACAGGUAAGUGCCAGUCGCGUUGGAACUCUUCUUAUCUUCCUUUCAGGUCCCAGGUAAGAGCCCCACCCCAGCCCUCUUAUCAGAUAGAUAAUAUUCAUCAUUUUAUAGAUAAAUUGAAAUUUUAGACAGAUAGUUAUUCUUUCCAAGAGGAGAAUAUGUGAGUAGUGAAUAAGUAAAAUCUUAAAAUUUGAGAUCAGUUAUUCCUGUCCUUUAUGUAAUUGAUUUGUAAUGGAGUUGUGUCAUAUAAGGUUGUGAUGUUGGGAGUUCUAGACUGUGUACAUAACUAACCAGUGUCUUUCUCAUUGAGACUAAGAGUGUUAAGUGUAAUGUCACCAAAGCAGGGAGCCUCGUGCUUACAAACUAGGAUGACCAAAUCUGGACAAGACAUGAUUUUUAGACACAAUGAUAUAGAUACAGGUGAGAGUUACAAGCAUUUAAUGGUAAAUUCAGGUGUAAUGUAGAGUAAAAAUUGUCCUAAUGUGUUUGAUUCAUUACAUAUAUAUUCAUUUUUUUAAUGUUAUUUUAAAAAUGUACAAGUAUCCAGUAGUGUCAAGAUCAGAAAGCAUAAAUAUUCCAGAAUUAAACAGGUGAGUUUUAAGAUUUCAGUCAUUUCAGUUACACGGAGGAAAACAAAUCAAGGGGCACAGAUAUGAUGAUAAAAAUGAGGUAUUCAGAUUGUUGUGUCCAGCAGUUUCUUCAGUUACUGUCACGUCCAACACUUUCUUCAGUAAAGUUGUUUGAAUGAUAUUUUAAAUUUGCAUGAAACUUAUUCAUGUUCCGACUUAUCAACGUAGGGGGAAAAACUGGCUUCUUAUAGCUGGUUUGGGCACAGGAGUCAUUUGAUAUUGUGCAAUAGAAAAUUAAAGGUUAGUGGAAAAUGGUUUUAAAUGAUCCCUCCAAGAAAAUGAGUUCACACAAAAAAACUGAGGUUAGUGAAGGUCUUCCUCUGACGACAGUGGUACGGAAAUGUGUGAGAGAUAUCGCAUGUCCAAGAAAAUGCAAGGUUAGUGGCAUCUGGAUGUCAAUGUCACUCGAAAACAAUUUACAUAAAAGAUGAUGCUUCUGUUUUCAGUUUCCUAGAAACCUUUGCGAAAAUAGCUUCAUGGUUGUGUAGAAGCUUGGAUUGACUAUACUGUCAGUGAUACUUAAAAACAUCUUGAUACAUUGCCAGGUAUGCCUGUAAUGAAAGGGACACAGUGUUGGGAGAAAAAAAUGGGUUACUUAAAAAUCCUUAUCAUUAUAUUACCUAUAACUUUGUGUUUCAAGUAUCAGAAAAGGAAAAACAAAAGGAUGGACAUUUUUAAUUUUUAAAAAAACAGCAACUUUUGAUGAUUUUUCACAAGACUAAAAUGAAAGCAAUUAUUGACGAUGAGAAGGAAAUGUUUAAUAGAUAUGAUUUUCCUAGCUUAUUUGUGGUGAAUUAAUGGAAAAUCUUUCUAGUUAUGAAUUUAGUGUGUUCCUGCAUGGAAGAAAUCCGAAAUUCUGCGUAUGUUAACUUUGAGUAUUUCUAUGGAAAAAAAAAGAAGAAAGAAAGUUGAAAAUAGGUUAUUUUUAAAAAUGGUUCAUUGUUGCAUCAUCCAUCUUGUUGAGUCUGACCUCGUUACAUGAGGGUGCCAUGAUGAUUAGAUUUAAUGAUCUGUGCUUAUUCCAGUCAACUGUCAUUGUGAUAUUUGUUUUGAAAUUCUUUUCUGCUCUGUUUUACAGAUAAAAAUGAAGAGCAAUGAUCAAUGUUGUGGUGAGGAUGAUGCACUGAAAAAACUGUUUGAGAGGAUUCUCUACGGAUGUUGGGAAUACAUGGAUUCAUUUGUUUUAUAUACAUUUGAUUGUUUGUUUUGGAAUAAAGUUUGUACUAAAACAUUCACAAA